AUGCGGCAUCGAGCAUCUUCCAGAUCGUUAUUGGCGAUAUGCCUUUCAUUCUUAUCCCUGGGUGUUGUGUCCGCCCAUGAUCCGCCCAGCAAUCCGCCCAGCAAUCCAUAUCCGGAAGGCAGUCUACCUGACCCUUCGAAGCCCCUGGAGGUCAACCUGGGUUACGCCGGCUACGUUGGAGUCAAAAACGCCACUUCCGGCCUGAAUACUUGGCAGGGGAUACGCUAUGCACAAGCACCGAUUGGAGAUAUGCGAUGGCAGGCCUCUGUGCCGCCUCGGACGGAGUUCAAUGGUACAUUUUUGGAUGCGAGUACUUAUGCACCGAUGUGUCCCCAGGCGCCACCUCGUUUUCAGGUUCCGGAUCCUGCAUGGGCAGCAGUCAAGUCAGAGAGUGAAGACUGUCUCUUUGUGAACGUAUGGGCGCCAGAAAAUGCAACUGAUCUGCCCGUUUUCGUUUGGAUUCAUGGCGGUGGAUAUGGCGUCGGAAAUGCUGAUUCAGAUAUGUCAUGGAUGGUUGAUACGUCCCAGACCAAGUUUGUUGCGGUGGCGAUGCAAUACCGACUUGGCGCAUUCGGCUUCUUAGCGAGUGAAGAUGUUCAUCAACAUGGAAUCACCAAUGCGGGUCUCUACGACCAGUACCUAGCACUGCAGUGGGUGCAAAAGUAUAUCGCAUUGUUUGGGGGUAACCCAGAUCGCGUUACUAUUGGAGGCGAAUCUGCUGGAGGUGGCUCGGUCAUGUUGCAAGCCAUGGCUUACGGUGGCACCGUAGGCGACGAGCUUUUCGAUGGUACAUUUGCCGCCAGUCCUUACCUGCCUCAGCAACAUCACUAUAACGACCCUGUUCCAACUACUUACUACGAACAAUUUGCCGCCGAGGCAGGUUGCCCCCACAGCAAGACUGAGAGCGUUUUCGACUGUCUGGUAGCGGCGGAUACCAGCGCGCUUCAGAAUGCGUCGUACACUGUAACGACCAAUGGCAAAUACGGACAGUGGCCAUUCGUGCCUGUGACAGAUGGAAAGUUUGUCCGGGAGCGACCGAGUGCACAGCUUUCUACCGGGCUAGUCAACGGGAAUAGAGCAUUAAUUGGAAACAAUGCCAACGAAGGCGUUCUCUUUACGCCCCAAAAUGUGACCACGGAGGAGGAUUUCAUUGACUUUGCGAAAUACUUAAUGCCGUGGCUUAAUGACCAUCAUAUCCAACAAAUCUUGGCUGAAUAUGCCCUGCCCGUCAGUGUACCUACUGCGGGAUUCGCUACGAACGGCUUGAAUGACAAUGCUGAUGCUGAUUUCGUGAGCCCCUAUGGUGUUGGACAACAACAGCGUGCCAAUAACCUCUAUGCGGAAACUACUUUCGUGUGCCCCGCUUACUGGAUCGCCGAUGCAUUCGGGCUGAAAAGUCAGAAAAGCUACAAGUAUCAAUUCUCUCUGGUGAACUCCUGCCAUGGAGAUGAUCUGCGCAUAUACUUUGGCCCGACAUCCGCUAGCAGUGUACCUGCCACCAUGAGUCGAGCAUUCCAAGACUCUUUCAGGUCAUUCUUUGACAGUUUCAUUGCGCACGGAACGCCUACGAACACUACCUCGUACAGCCCCAAAGCUCCUGCCAAGAUCGCGGAGACCCUUGAAACGUGGCCAUCAUGGACGCCAUUUGACCGAGUGCAAAUGAACCUAAACCAGACAGGCGGCACUCCCACCAGACGUAAGGAUCCCAUGAGUUCAUGCCAACAAAUUAUCAAUACAUACAUGAACCCAGGCUUGGUUCCUGAUUUCAGCAUGGUGAAUGGGUACACCUGGGAGGGAGGUCGAGGAAGAAGAUGCGACUUUUGGAAGUCGAUUGGGUCUGCUGUUCCUGAGUAA
Molecule: messenger RNA, 1854 nt
Organism: Penicillium chermesinum
Lineage: Eukaryota; Fungi; Ascomycota; Eurotiomycetes; Eurotiales; Aspergillaceae
Product: carboxylesterase
Exons: 10
Coding region: 1-1854 (617 amino acids)
Source: RefSeq, a predicted model, not a curated record